GACUACCAAACACAAGCUGCAGUCUCACUCUCCUCCUCGUCUGUCUCCUUUCCUGCUCUCUUUUCCCACCACUUCCCCGUCUCUCUCUCUCUCUCCCUCUCUUAGUCUUUUUGCCUCUCAGUCGCCCUCCCUCUACCUUGUUUUCAUUCAAGUUGUUUACCCUCGUCCUCCUCGCCUCUCACUCUUCUGUGUGUCUCUUUUCCUCCAUUGUCACUGCUGUUGCUGCUGCUGAUCAUCUGGCAGCCUCACCCCACAUCCCUCCCAUCCAACCAAAACCUCCUCCUCUUCCUCCUCCUCUGCCUCCCCCUUCUGGGUUUGGAGAUCUUAAGAGCCGCUCAGCGCACGCUUCCGCAUAGCAUAACAGACUCCGCUCCCGCAUUGGGUAAAACAUGUCAACCGUCCUGGACCUGGAGCAGAUUUCGUAUGCUGGAAAUGAUGCGGAACACGAUAUUGAAACUCCUCACGGAGUUCUCCAUGUGACGAUGCGAGGCGUUACCAAGGGCAACAGGCCCGUCAUCCUCACCUAUCACGACAUCGGACUCAACCACAAGUCCUGCUUCAACACCCUGUUCAACUAUGAGGACAUGCAGGAGAUCACCCAGCACUUUGCUGUGGUCCAUGUGGACGCGCCCGGCCAGCAGGAGGGCGCGCCUCCCUUCCCUAGUGGAUACCAUUACCCUACCAUGGACGAGCUGGCUGAAAUGCUGCCCUCUGUGAUGACUCAGCUGAAGGUCAACAGUGUGAUCGGCAUCGGUGUAGGAGCGGGAGCUUACGUCCUCACCCGCUUUGCACUGAACAACCCCAGCCUCGUAGAAGGACUGGUUCUGAUCAACGUCGACCCGUGCGCUGAAGGCUGGAUUGAUUGGGCCGCUUCGAAGCUGUCUGGAUGGACCAGUAACUUGGUGGACAUCGUCAUGGCUCACCACUUCAGCACUGAUGAGCUGACAGAAAACCAGGAGCUGAUCCAGACCUACCGCCUCCACAUCGCCCAGGACAUCAACCAGGACAACCUGGCCCUGUUCUGUGGCUCCUACCAGUACCGCAGAGACCUUGAGAUCGAGAGGCCCAUCGUGGGGUUGAACGAGGAUACGGUGAACACACUAACGUGCCCCGCCCUGCUGGUGGUUGGAGACACGUCACCUGCUGUCGAGGCUGUGGUGGAGUGCAAUUCCAGGUUGAAUCCCAUCAAGACCACACUGCUAAAGAUGGCUGAUUGUGGAGGCUUGCCACAAGUUGUGCAGCCCGGGAAGCUCGCCGAGGCGUUCAAGUACUUUGUUCAGGGCAUGGGAUACAUUCCCUACGUUCUCCUCAGUCACCUGAGCAACGAAUCAGUGCCGUCAGCAGGAAUGACUCGCCUGGCUCGCUCGCGCACCACCUCCUCCUCCAGCAUCACCUCCAUGGAGAGCAGCCGCAGCCGCAACAACAUCAGCAGCCUGCUGGAGGGCAACGCCGCCGCCGGGGCGCUGGACAGCCAGGUGGCGCCCCAGACCAUGGAGGUGUCCUGUUAAACCCCACCCCACCUGCGUGCGCACUCCCACAGUAAUUUAUACGCCACUCCCCUCCUCCCUCUCUUUUCUCUCUCAUCCUGCUCCCAAGCUACUCGACGCCAGAGGGAGUGUGUGUGUGUGUGAUUAGAAAAGGAGGAGCUAAUAAAAAAAAUAUAUUAACAGAAGCAUAUUAGAGGAUAUGUUAUACAUAUAUACUGUCAAAGUCAACAUACUAACAUAAACGAUGAGAACAUUCAGAUGUUGUAUAUUUAAAUGUUUGAGUCAGCUGUCUAACCUUGUAUUUAUUUUUUGUUUUUGUUUUAAGCCUCUUCAGACCUUCAUUGUAGAAAUUCUCUGUUCACUAGAGCUUCUUUUAUUUCAUUGUGUUUUUAUUUUUUUUUUUAAAGUUCUUUCAUGGAUUUUCAGCAAAUUGUGUUUCUCUUUUUAAACCUGCUGCAAUGCAGAGGAGUCACAGAAGGAAGCGAGGGACAAAAACAUGCGCAGAUUCUUGUCGGGACGCAGGUUUGGGAUGUGAAAGAUGAGGCCACGAUGAAUCAUUUUAAAGGUCUUUCCUGGAUGGGAUGUUUUUAUGUGGUGCGAUAAAACUGAAAGCAGGUGUGCUCGAAAAGGCUCGAGUUUCAUUUGCGUGUCUUCAAGGUUUGGAACGCGUUUCAUUUCAUCUGAAGUUCUUGUCACCUUUUUUGAAAGAAAGCGCAAUCUAUAGCGUCUGAUUAAAAGUCUGAAUUUGGAAAGCAUCGUUUAAAGUUGAAACUGACUGGAUAUUUAAGCAUAAUAAAACAAGAUGCUUUUUU
Messenger RNA from Xiphophorus maculatus (southern platyfish), 2299 nucleotides. It is a transcript of the gene ndrg3a, whose product is annotated as NDRG family member 3. Gene Ontology annotation, cellular component: cytoplasm. Gene Ontology annotation, biological process: signal transduction. Bases 390 to 1508 code for a protein of 372 amino acids. Lineage: Eukaryota; Metazoa; Chordata; Actinopteri; Cyprinodontiformes; Poeciliidae. The record is from RefSeq and is a predicted model, not a curated record. The transcript is spliced from 15 exons.